GAAAAGAAUGCAUUGCAUGAACAUUGGGGUGCCAAAGAACGGAGAGGAAGAAUUUCUCACUCUGCUAAGCGGAGUUAUGUCAAAAGGACCAACGACGAUGAAGAAGGAGCAGGAGUAGGAGCUAGCUUUAGUAUCUUUUCAAUAUUUUAGAAAAGAAAGAUGUUCGAGUUAUGGGAAGCAGUUCAGCCUUUUUUAGAAGGGUGUAACGAGCUGCAAAACUAUGCAAGCUCGGAAGCCCAGCCUCCAGCUCAAGUCGAACCCGCGGAGGGCGUGUCGACCAUUCCAAGGGUGGGGUCCGAUGAAGCAGGACCUUCUCACCAAAGAUCAGUGAUAAAAGCAAAUGCUAGCUUUGAGUCGUCAAUGCGAAAUCGCAUUGCACGCCUCGAACAGGACAAUUGCCCCUAUUUACUAGAAAAGGAAAAGGGGGAGUACUGGGCGGAAAUCAAGCAAAAGCUAGACCAUGCCCCCUCUCAGAGGGAGUACAGCCGCUUACUGGAAUUUGAAAACAGGGACCUCCUUAUCCGGGAGCGGAAGCACGAGUGUUUCCGUCUUUUUAACCACGUGCUGGCGAAAAAUCCGGCCUUGCUGAACCAGGCCCCGUACCACCCGCAGGAAGUCUUUGACGACUACCUGGAUGAACAGCGGGAAGCACUCGAUAAACUGACAGAGGAGCCGGUGGGGCAAAGACCAACCAGGCAAGGGGUUACUGUUGAAGAGAGGGACCGACAAGAAAUAGCUUUCUUGGAGGGACUGUCGAUAGAUCUCCAGAGGAGCGGUCCCGACGCAAUCAAACCCAUUUUUGGUCAAUCCUCAACCGGAAACAACGAUUAGUGGAUA
This is a messenger RNA of Neltuma alba, 837 nucleotides long. RefSeq lists its product as uncharacterized. NCBI's taxonomy places the organism in Eukaryota, Viridiplantae, Streptophyta, Magnoliopsida, Fabales, Fabaceae. The record is from RefSeq and is a predicted model, not a curated record. The coding region runs from base 160 to 831 and encodes 223 amino acids. The transcript has a single exon.